GCUCCUACCGGAAGUCGUCUCGUUCUUUCUGCUCCCCGGCUGCCAUCAUGGUGUUCAAGCGCUUUGUCGAGAUUGGCCGUGUCGCCUACAUCUCUUUUGGACCUUAUGCCGGCAAGCUCGUGGCCAUUGUUGACGUUAUCGACCAAAAUAGGGCUCUUGUUGACGGUCCCUGCACAGGUGUGAAGAGGCAAGCUAUGCCCUUCAAGGUCAUGCAGCUCACAAACUAUGUCAUCAAAGUUCCUCACAGUGCCCGCCAGAAGUUUGUGAGGAGAGCCUGGGAGAAGGCCCAAGUCAACGAGAAGUGGGAACAGAGCAGCUGGGCCAAGAAGAUCGAGGCAAGACAGAAGAGGGCCAAAAUGUCUGACUUUGACCGCUAUAAGGUGAUGAAGGCCAAAAGGAUGAGGAACAAGAUCAUCAGGCACGAGGUGAAGAAGCUGCAGAAGGAGGCGGUAAAGAAAGUGGCAGCAAAGAAGUGAAAAGUUUUUCAAAAUAAAGUUUCAAAUUGAUUCUUCAA
This is a messenger RNA of Dunckerocampus dactyliophorus (ringed pipefish), 514 nucleotides long. RefSeq names its product ribosomal protein L14 (gene rpl14). Gene Ontology annotation, biological process: translation; ribosomal large subunit biogenesis. The record is from RefSeq and is a predicted model, not a curated record. Bases 48 to 476 code for a protein of 142 amino acids. Gene Ontology annotation, molecular function: structural constituent of ribosome; RNA binding. Gene Ontology annotation, cellular component: cytosolic large ribosomal subunit; ribosome. NCBI's taxonomy places the organism in Eukaryota, Metazoa, Chordata, Actinopteri, Syngnathiformes, Syngnathidae. The transcript has 6 exons.